Ostertagia ostertagi is the source of this 645-nucleotide messenger RNA. The record is from the annotation of a GenBank genome assembly. Lineage: Eukaryota; Metazoa; Nematoda; Chromadorea; Rhabditida; Trichostrongylidae.
AUGCGCAAGUUGCGGCCGGCCAUGGUGAAACCAACAGGAGGAAAGGAAUACGAAGAGAUCCGUCGGACCGUGGGAAACUCGCUCGUUGACCCAGAAGAUCGAGUUGGGGACGUUCUGAAAGACGGUGACUUUGUCAUACUCGUAAUUCAUCGAGACGAAACUGAGGAGGAGAAGGAGAGGCGAAGGCAAAUUGAACUCGAAGGUACCCGUAUAGCACUGGAACAGCUGGACAAACCCAAAAAAAUCAAAUUCGAGUUUGACCCGUCUCCUGAAGUAUCGUUGGUGGAUAAGCCAACGAAACUUUUGGUACUUGAUGGCGCUAGUCUCACCCCGGCCGAUCUCGUGCUCUGUGAAAAAGGCGAAUGCGUAAUACAGAAAGCUUCAGUUGAAUCUGAUCCGAUCUCAUUCCACAGCGUACGGGCAACCGUUAGCAUCCAUCGAAAGCACGAAUGCUGCUCGCUUGAAGCGUUUUGCGUCUCCUUUGUGCCACAGCAAGGUACAGUUGGGUGCAGCGGCGAUUUGGCCCUCUGGCUCAUCUUGCUCUUGGCCUCCUUGGUGAAGGAAAAAUGUGGAGUCCCUCGACAGGAAUCCCAUCGCAAUUGCAACAAAGUGCAAGACGCCUACACGUUGCGAUGCGUACCACAG